Messenger RNA from Cryptomeria japonica (Japanese cedar), 1428 nucleotides. RefSeq names its product malate dehydrogenase, glyoxysomal. The record is from RefSeq and is a predicted model, not a curated record. The coding region runs from base 82 to 1146 and encodes 354 amino acids. Gene Ontology annotation, cellular component: chloroplast; cytoplasm. Gene Ontology annotation, biological process: tricarboxylic acid cycle; malate metabolic process. NCBI's taxonomy places the organism in Eukaryota, Viridiplantae, Streptophyta, Pinopsida, Cupressales, Cupressaceae. Gene Ontology annotation, molecular function: L-malate dehydrogenase (NAD+) activity. The transcript is spliced from 9 exons.
UAACUCUUUCCAUAGCUCUCUCUUGAGGCCUGUUAUCUAAAAAGCCCAAGAUCGAAUCUUUAGUUAGAAAAUUUUCCAGUCAUGGCCGAUCGAACAAGCGUUCGCUUAGCUAGAAUUUCUUCUCACCUUGCCGGCUCACACAGCAAUCGUAUACAUGAAAAUGGAGUGGAGCGAGAAGAUUGCCGGGCAAAAGGAGCCGCAGGGGGCUUCAAGGUGGCCCUUCUGGGAGCCUCCGGUGGCAUUGGACAACCCCUUUCGCUGCUGAUGAAAAUGAACCCUCUGGUCUCAGUGCUCCACCUCUAUGAUGUUGUCAACACUCCGGGUGUCACCGCCGACGUUAGCCACAUGGACACCUCCACAGUCGUACGGGGGUUUCUGGGGAAAGAGCAGCUGGAAGAUGCGCUGGUGGGGAUGGACCUUGUCAUCAUUCCUGCUGGAAUUCCACGGAAGCCUGGUAUGACGAGGGACGACCUGUUUAAAAUCAAUGCGGGAAUUGUGCGCACUCUGUGCGAAGGGGUGGCCAAGUGCUGCCCAAAUGCGCUGCUCAAUAUAAUCAGCAAUCCGGUGAACUCGACAGUGCCAAUUGCAGCUGAGGUGCUGAAAAAGGCAGGGGCUUAUCACCCUAAGCGCUUGAUGGGCGUCACAACGUUAGAUGUUGUCAGAGCUAAUACUUUUGUGGCUGAAGUUGUUGGCGUUGAUCCAAAGGACAUUGAUGUUCCAGUAGUUGGCGGCCAUGCAGGAAUAACCAUUCUCCCCCUUCUGUCUCAGGUUAACCCUAAAUUUUCAUUUACCAAUGAAGAGAUAGAAUACUUGACAAAUCGUAUCCAAAACGGAGGCACGGAGGUUGUAGAGGCAAAAGCUGGAACAGGCUCUGCAACUCUGUCAAUGGCAUUUGCAGCAGCCAAAUUUGCUGAUGCUUGCCUACGUGGAUUGAGGGGAGAUGCUGGUGUUGAGUAUUGUGCUUUUGUUGCAUCUCAGGUAACUGAACUGCCAUUCUUUGCUUCCAAAGUAAGACUGGGUCGUGCUGGUGUUGAAGAAGUAUUCCCUCUAGGACCAUUGAAUUCAUAUGAAAGAUCUGGCCUAGAGAAGUUGAAAAAAGAGCUGCAAGAAAGCAUUGACAAAGGCAUUGCAUUUGCUCGACAGUAACUUUAUAUUUAUUUUGUGAGGAAGAGAAUCCUUAUUUUAGAUCACGCUCUUAGAUACUCAUGUAGGAGUUUAAACCUCUGUUGACAAAUGACAUCCUUACAGGUAAGAAAGUCAGUGUUUCUCUGCUUGUACUUGGUUAUUUUUGAUUGACAUCCAGAGCUGGGGUGGAAACACAUUCUAGUUUAAUUCUAUCAAAAAUUGCUUGUAGUGAUGAGAUUACGGCAAAUUUGCUGUAGACAGAACAAGUAUUUAAUUUAAAUAAAUUGUUUAAGAUUAAAUCUA